UGACUGUGAAGAAGAGACUGCGCGUGACUGUGAAGAAGAGCAGAAUGACGCUGCGCCUCGAGCGAGAUGCUGAUGAGGAUAUUUCACUCAGAGAGACUUUAACUCGCUUCUUGUUUAUUCUUUAUGUUCAGUGAUUCUGCUGCUCACUGACAAUCUUAAAGUGUUGAGUGGAAAUAAGACUUUUAACUGUGUUGUGACUUUGGGCCUGUAUAGCGCAUUUUAGCCGAGUCAUCUUAGCUCGCGCGAGACCCGCCGCAGACACCAAGCCUUGAUCUACGACUAGACGCCGGAUGUUAUGGGGAACAAAUCAUCGUCACGGCCGGAGUCAGACGACAUUGUGGAUCACAACCGAGUCAUCGCUUAAUACUGAAGAGGUCAUGACUGUGUUCAUAAACUUUGACAACUGAGAACAGAACUUUAAGAUGAGUCUCACACAAGAACAGAGUGAAAGAUCAUCUUCAUCUGGAUUGAGCUGUGUGUCUUUGAAGAGUGAUCAAUCUAAAGAUGAUGGACCAUCCUUCAGUGAGAAAACACCAUCAGUUACUGAAAGAUCAGUUUCACCUGUAUUCAGCUUUGUGUCACUCAAGAGUGACGAUUCCAAAGAUGUUGGACCAAACUUUAACGAUAAAACACCAUCAGAUAUCAAAAGUGAACGAUGGCAGGAGACCUUAAUAAAUAUAGGUUCAGAAAUCACUCGAUGGAAAACACUUAAAGAACAAAGAGGAAUAAAGAGUGAUGAAGAACUGACAACUUUUCUGCUGGACAGGAUUCAGUGUGAGACAUCAGCUGCAGACCUCCAUUAUUUUGAAGAUGAAAUUUCCCGCAUCUUUCAGGGUCUUGAAAACAAAAUAGCUGUAUUUUUUAAGAAUGAGCUGGAAAGGUUUAAGAAAAUAUUGAAAAAUGAAAACACACAAUACUAUGUGAAGGACUUUAAGGAGAACAAAAACAACAUCAGGGAAACAGCCCUUGAUGUCACAAUCCACUUUCUGAGAAGUAUGAAACAAGAUGAACUUGCUGAUACUCUGGAAGAUGAGCUGAUCUACACAUGUCAACUAAAAUCAGACCUGGAGAAGAAGUAUAAAUGUGUAUUUGAAGGAAUUGCAAAGCAGGGUGACUCCACACUUCUAAAUAAGAUCUACACGGAUCUGUACAUCACUCAGGGUGGAGGUGAACAAGUCAAUACUGAACAUGAGAUAAGACAGAUCGAGGUUGUUUCCAGACAUCCAAAAUCACCAGACAUACAGAUUAAAUUCAAGGAUUUGUUUAAACCACAUGAACAAACCCAGACCAUCAGAACUGUACUAACAAAAGGAGUUGCUGGCAUUGGAAAAUCUAUCUCAGUGCAAAAGUUUGUUCUGGACUGGGCUGAAGGAAAAGAAAACCAGGAUAUCAGCUUCAUAUUUCCUCUUCCAUUCCGAGAGAUAAACUUGAAGGAGAAAGCAGAAGUAAGUUUAAAGGAUCUUUUAUGUGAGUUUUUCCCAGAGAUUAAAGGACUGGACCUUACCAGAAUGAACAAAAAGGUUCUGUUCAUCCUUGAUGGUUUGGAUGAAUGUCGUCUUCCUCUGAAGUUUGAUGGUAAUGAGAUAUGGAGUGAUAUCACAUCACCUGCUCCUCUGGAUGUUCUCCUGACAAACCUCAUCAAAGGAAAUCUGCUUCCUCACGCUCACAUCUGGAUAACCACCAGACCAGCAGCAGCCGGUAAGAUUCCUCCUGAGUGUAUCGACAGAGUGACAGAGGUCAGAGGAUUCAAUGAUGAACAGAAGAAAGAAUACUUCAGAAAGAGAUUCACAGAUCAGAAUAUGGCCGACACAAUCAUUGAUCAUGUUAAAAAAUCAAAGAGUCUCUUCAUCAUGUGUCACAUCCCAGUGUUCUGCUGGAUUUCAGCAACUGUGCUCCAGAACAUUCUGGAGAAGAAGAGCAAAGAUCAGACUGAUGACACACAGGAGUCAAACACUGAUGAUACUCCUAGAACUCUGACACAAAUGUACACACACUUCUUUCGCUUUCAGAUUCAACAGAGCAGAAGAAAGUAUGAUGGAGAAUACUCGCCUGAUAUCUCCUGGGACAUGGACUCAAUCUAUUCACUGGGGAAACUGGCUUUUGAACAACUAGAGAAAAACAACCUGAUCUUCUAUGAGUCAGAUCUGGAGGAUUGUGGCAUUGACGUCACUAAAGCUUCUGUGUAUUCAGGGAUGUGCACUCAGAUCUUUAAACAGGAGACAGGGAUCAUUCUUGGUACUGUGUACUGCUUUGUUCACUUGAGCAUUCAGGAGUUUAUCGCAGCUCUGUAUGCACAUCUGUUUCUAGACAUGAACAAGAAAAGUGUAUUAGUUCAAGAACACAUGGAGGCAGAAGCCCAGAAUGAAACUCUGACUGGUUUACUGAAGACUGCAGUGGAUAAGGCACUUGAGAGUGACAAUGGACAUCUGGAUCUUUUCCUUCGCUUCCUCCUCGGUCUGUCACUUGAGUCCAAUCGACCUCUCCUACGAGGUCUGUUGUCACAGGAAGAGAGCAAUAAGCAGAACAACACAGAAAUAGUCGAGUACAUCAAGAAGAAAUUUGAAGAUAGUUUAUGUCCAGAGAGAUCCAUCAAUCUGUUUUACUGUCUGAAUGAACUGAAUGAUCAAACUCUGGUACAAGAGGUUCAGAAGCAUCUUAGUGAAGGAAGUCUGUCGUCUUCUGACCUCUCACCUGCUCAGUGGUCUGCUCUUGCUUUUGUGUUGCUGACAUCAGAUGAGGAACUGGAGGAGUUUGAGCUUCAGAAAUUCAAGAAAUCAGAUGAAUGUCUCAUUAGAUUACUGACCGUGGUCAAGUCCUCCAAACAUGCUCUGUUGAAUGACUGUAAUCUAACAGACAAGAGUUGUUCAGCUCUGGCUGAAGUUCUGAGCUCAGAUAACAGUCUUGAGGAGCUAAACAUGAGCGAUAAUAAUCUACAGGAUUCAGGGGUCAAGCUGCUGUGUGCUGGACUGAAGAACAUAAAGUGUGAACUAAAGAAACUGAAGCUCAGUAAGUGUGAUAUAACAGAAGAAAGUUGUUCAGCUCUGGCUACAGUUCUCAGUUCAGACUCCAGCAGUCUGAAGGAUCUCAACAUGAGCAGAAAUAAUCUACAGGAUGAUAGAGUCAAGGGGCUUUCUGAAGGAUUGAAGAACACUAAUUGUGAACUGAAUAAACUGAGUCUGUCUGAGUGCAGUAUUGGAGAAGAAGGUUAUAAAUGUUUAUAUUCAGCUGUGAGAUCAAACCCUGAAUCACAUCUGAUAGAGCUGGAUCUCAGAGGAAAUGAUCCUGGAGAAACAGGAGUCAAACUCAUCUAUCAGUUAAUACAAGAUCACAAGUGUAAACUCAACACUGUUAAGUUCUUGAGCAGCUCUUCUGCAGUUGAAGCCUUUGAGUAUCUGACAGAAACUCUUGGUAUAAAUCCUUUACUCCAGAGAGAAGUGAAUCUGAGUGAUCAUAAACUAGACGAGUCAAGAGUGAAUCAGAUCUGUGAUCUACUGAAGGACAAACACUGUCGCAUCAACACACUCAUUCUGAGUAACAGCAGUAUUACAGCAGGAGGAUGUGCUGAUCUGAUGUCAGCUUUCACUUCAAACCCUUCACAUCUGACACAUCUGGAUCUGAGUCUCAAUAAACUAGAAGAUUCAGGAAUGAUGAAGAUCUCUGAUCUGUUGAGAAACUCACAGUGCAGACUACACAAACUAGAUGUGUCCGAGUGCAGUAUUGGAGAAGAAGGUUAUAAAUGUUUAUAUUCAGCUGUGAGAUCAAACCCUGAAUCACAUCUGAUAGAGCUGGAUCUCAGAGGAAAUGAUCCUGGAGAAACAGGAGUCAAACUCAUCUAUCAGUUAAUACAAGAUCACAAGUGUAAACUCAACACUGUCAGGUUCUUGAGCAGCUCUUCUGCUGUGAAAGCCUUUGAGUAUCUGACAGAAACUCUUGGUAUAAAUCCUUUACUCCAGAGAGAAGUGAAUCUGAGUGAUCAUAAACUAGACGAGUCAAGAGUGAAUCAGAUCUGUGAUCUACUGAAGGACAAACACUGUCACAUCAACACACUCAUUUUGUCUGAGUGCAGUAUUGGAGAAGAAGGUUAUAAAUGUUUAUAUUCAGCUGUGAGAUCAAACCCUGAAUCACAUCUGAUAGAGCUGGAUCUCAGAGGAACUGUCAGAUUUCUGAAGAGUUGUGCUGCAGAAGAAGCUUGUGAUCAUCUCUGUAAAGCUCUAGAUGUGAAUCCAUUACUGCUGAAAGAACUCAAUCUGAGUCACAAUAAACUGGGAGAUCUGGAUGGAGAGAAACUCUCGGCUCUAUUGAUGGACUCUCACAGCAAAGUGACUAAAAUCAUAUUGAAUGAUUGUGAGCUGACAGAGAAUCAGUGUUCAGCUCUAGCUGCUGUUCUCUCCUGUAAAACCCUCGUGAAGGAGAUGAAUCUGAGCAACAGUCCACUGAUGGAUUCAGGACUCAAACACAUCUGUGACCAACUCAAGAAUCCUCAGUGUCAACUCCAGAUACUCAAUGUGUCCGAGUGCAGUAUUGGAGAAGAAGGUUAUAAAUGUUUAUAUUCAGCUGUGAGAUCAAACCCUGAAUCACAUCUGAUAGAGCUGGAUCUCAGAGGAAAUGAUCCUGGAGAAACAGGAGUCAAACUCAUCUAUCAGUUAAUACAAGAUCACAAGUGUGAACUCAACACUGUCAGGUUAAGAGCGUGUGGUUUGACAGAUGAAGGUCUUGUUGCUCUGACUUCAGCUCUGAAUUCAAACCCGUCACACUUGAGAAAACUGGAUCUGAGUGUAAAUCCACUAAGAGACUCAGGAGUUGAACAUCUCUGUGCUCUUCUGAGUAAUUCACAAUUCAGACUGAAAACACUCCAUCUGUGUAGAUGCAGUAUUAAAAAGACACAGCUUGACAAGCUGAUUUCAGCUCUGUGUUCAAACCCGUCACAUCUGAGAGAACUGAACCUCAGUGGAAAUAAAAUAAAGAACACCGGAGUGAAGCUCUUGUGUCGACUACUUGAACAUUCACAAUGUAAACUGGAGAAACUGAAUCUAUAUGAGUGUAAUAUCACAGAUGUCACUGCUUUAACUGAUACUUUGGCUCAGACACAAGCAUUAAGGUUCUUAAAGGAGCUUGAUCUGAGUAACAAUUACAUAAAAGAACAGGAGCAGCUCCGUGAAGUGCUAAAGAGGUCAAACUGUGAACUGCGUCUACUGCCAUUUUUUUGGCCAUUUAAACGAUUGAUUUUCCAGUCAUCAUCAGAUGAGGAAGACGAGGACACUUCAUCUCAAAAUGUAAAACCAAAGGAUCAAGUUUAAGCUGGCUGGAGCACAGAUAGAGAGACUGAGGUUUCAUGAGCUUUAAUUAUACAGCGUCUUGACAAACACAUUGUUUGUUUUCAGCUCCCUGUGUUUAGUUUUAAUGAAGACCUAGGUUUUGUUUUACUUUAAUAUCUAUGACAAUGAACUUGUAAACUUUUCUGUGAAAAUAGUCUGUAGAUCCUGUUUUUAGACAUCACAAGACACACUUCAUCAACAUCAUGUAUAAAGUACACUGUAAAAAUUAAAACAUGCGAUUUACUUAAAAAAAAAUUUGGUAAUAUUAUUACACUUCUUUUUUUUAUUAGUUUUUAAUUAGUUUUGUGGAAUUUACCUUAAUAAAUAAAGUAAAAUUCUCUUGACUAUUCAAUCAACGGCACAUGAUGACUUUGUAUCAUUUAAGCAAUGUGCUUUAUUUAUUUGUCUCACAAGUAAGGUUAGUAAAAUAUCCUCAUUUGUAUUGAUGAAAAUGACUUGAAAAUAAAAUGUACUACCAAGUCGUCAAAGCAGAUUUAAGACUUUUCAAGAAAAAUUUUGUUCCACAAACGUCUGGGAAAGUUUCACAUUCCGGAUUUUUUAUAACAACUUGUAGCAAAACGUGAUGUAACAAAAACGCGUAGACCAAUCUCAAACGCUUAAUCCCGUUUUCAACAGAACUUGGUACAAUGUGUUGUCUCAAUCUAAGUCGAGAGGAGUUUGUUUUUAAGUGAUUGUAUUUUGCCGGACAACUUGCACACAUCGAGUUCAAAGAGCAGCUUUUGAACGGCCUCAAAUAUCUUCUUCAGUAUUUUCGGGUAGGUGAGGUUUAGUGCAUACGUGAGGCCAAGAAGAACAGCACAGGCUCUAGCCAUAUUGCCCAAGCCAGUUAUGACUUGCACCCCCUCCAAGAUGAUGAUGUCCUCCUGAUGAUCUCCUUUGCAGAUGGCAAUUUUCAUUAUGUGCUGCAGUAUAUCUGGCUGCACAUCUCCGUCGUCACACUGUCAAACAAAUAUUACAUGAGUCGUUUCAGACGGUCUAUCUCUAUACUGCGUUUGAUGUCCAUAUUUUUCUAAUUGAUUUGUGUAUGGUUGUAAACAAAACGGUGGAGUGAGGUUUACAUACACAGUUCCUACAAGUUGCUCUCUGCAUGUAAAGGACAUAAUAUUCUUCUAUACAUCACACCUUUUGAGUUUGAGAACAGUAACUUAUAACCAUCAUUUUUUACACGAUUUCAAUGGUCCACUUUAGACAUUCUACUAACUGUAAGUAUACAUGCCAACUAACUCUCAUCAGAGUAAUACACUUGUGGGCAAAAGUUUUGGGACACUUGAGGUGUUUACACAAAUGUUGAAAGUAGUCCUUUUUAGAAGAAUGUUGUGUAUUAUGUAACGGGUACUGUGGCGACGGCACCCGGAAGGGACAGAUUAUUCUCCUGUAACACACAGGAGAGAAACGAGGAGACAGUGUGUCACGUUCAAGCUCUCUGGAGUAAUUUAUUCACAAUAUCAUUCAACAAAUAUCUGUCUCUCAAAGUCACAUUAUGCUUCACAUAUCACUUUUUCAAUGUCUUCUUAACAUUAUAAUGACUUUCAGUGUUCAUGUCAAUUCAAAUUCUGCAAUAAAAUAAACUUUUCUAUUUCA
This is a messenger RNA of Triplophysa dalaica, 6917 nucleotides long. Its product is annotated as NACHT, LRR and PYD domains-containing protein 3-like. Lineage: Eukaryota; Metazoa; Chordata; Actinopteri; Cypriniformes; Nemacheilidae. The record is from RefSeq and is a predicted model, not a curated record. The transcript is spliced from 25 exons. Bases 423 to 5297 code for a protein of 1624 amino acids. Gene Ontology annotation, molecular function: protein binding.